AUGGGGUGCCUCGUCCGGCUUCUACUCCUGGCUUUCCUGAUGCCCGGGCUCGCCAUCCCCGUGCCGCCAAGACCAAAGGCCCUCAGCAACCUGCACUUGUCCACCAGCUUUACAUCACGCCCUUCUAUAGUCAUGAAGUACUCGAUUCAGUACAUCGAACAGAAGAUUGAUCAUUUUGGAUUUAACAAUGAGAAAACUUUUAAACAGCGGUACCUAAUAGCUGAUCAACACUGGAGGAAAGAGGGUGGAUCAAUACUUUUCUAUACUGGUAAUGAAGGGGACAUUAUCUGGUUUUGCAACAAUACGGGGUUCAUGUGGGAUGUGGCUGAGGAACUGAAAGCUAUGUUGGUGUUUGCUGAACAUAGAUACUAUGGACAGUCUCUACCCUUUGGUGCUGACACAUUCCAGGAUCCCAGACACUUGAAUUUUCUGACAUCGGAACAAGCUCUAGCUGAUUUUGCAGAGUUAAUCAAACACUUAAAAAGGACAAUUCCAGGAGCUGAAAAUCAACCUUUCAUAGCCGUGGGGGGCUCUUAUGGUGGCAUGCUUGCAGCCUGGUUCAGGAUGAAAUAUCCUCAUAUGGUGGCUGGAGCUCUUGCAGCCUCUGCCCCUAUCUGGCAGUUUGAAGAUUUAGUACCUUGUGGAGUAUUUAUGAAAAUUGUAACUAUGGAUUUUAAGAGAACUUGCCCAAAUUGUUCAGAGAACAUCCGAAGUUCCUGGGGUGCCAUUAAUCGAUUCACAAGAAACAGUACUGAUUUGGAUUGGCUCUCUAAAGCCCUUCACUUAUGUACACCAUUAAAAAAUGCUCAGGAUGUUCAGCAUUUGAAAGAUUGGAUCUCUGAAACUUGGGUAAAUCUGGCAAUGGUGGACUACCCUUAUGAAUCUAGCUUUUUACAGCAUUUGCCUGCUUGGCCAAUCAAGGUGGUGUGCCAGUAUUUGAAAAAUUCCAAUUUAUCAGAUAAAGAGUUGCUGCAGAAUAUUUUCCAUGCUCUGAAUGUAUAUUACAAUUAUUCAGGCCAGGCAACAUGCCUGAAUAUGUCAGAGACAUCAACUAGCAGUCUGGGAUCCCUGGGUUGGAGCUAUCAGGCUUGCACAGAAAUGGUCAUGCCCUUUUGUACCAAUGGUAUUGAUGACAUGUUUGAACCUUAUCUGUGGGACUUGAAGACAUUUUCAGAUGAUUGUUUUAAACAGUGGGGUGUGAAACCAAGGCCCUCCUGGAUCACUUCUAUGUAUGGAGGCAAAGACAUCAGUUCCCACACGAACAUCAUUUUCAGCAAUGGUGAUCUAGAUCCUUGGUCAGGAGGUGGAGUAACCAGGAACAUCACAGACACCUUGGUUGCCAUCAUUAUUCCAGAGGGGGCCCAUCAUCUAGAUCUCCGAGGCAACAAUGCUUUUGACCCCAUGACUGUGCUAUUAGCCCGCUCCUUGGAAGUUAAAUACAUGAAGCAGUGGAUUAGAGAUUUCUAUGCUUCUGUAAGGAAGAAGGACUAA
Messenger RNA from Pipistrellus nathusii (Nathusius's pipistrelle), 1491 nucleotides. NCBI's taxonomy places the organism in Eukaryota, Metazoa, Chordata, Mammalia, Chiroptera, Vespertilionidae. The record is from the annotation of a GenBank genome assembly.